Messenger RNA from Branchiostoma floridae (Florida lancelet), 3663 nucleotides. Its product is annotated as DNA replication licensing factor mcm5-like. The record is from RefSeq and is a predicted model, not a curated record. Gene Ontology annotation, molecular function: 3'-5' DNA helicase activity; single-stranded DNA helicase activity; single-stranded DNA binding. The coding region runs from base 59 to 2254 and encodes 731 amino acids. Gene Ontology annotation, cellular component: MCM complex; nucleus. Gene Ontology annotation, biological process: DNA replication initiation; DNA replication; double-strand break repair via break-induced replication. NCBI's taxonomy places the organism in Eukaryota, Metazoa, Chordata, Leptocardii, Amphioxiformes, Branchiostomatidae. The transcript is spliced from 19 exons.
GAGACUCGCCUGGACAGAGGUAUUCAUUCGUACAUUGCAUAGCACAGCAAGGAACAACAUGGACGGAUUCGACGACCCCGGUAUCUUUUUCAGCGACAACUUCGGCGGCGACGAAGGUCAGGAUGAGCAGUACAUCCACAACACCCAGACCAAGAAGAGGUUCAAGGAUUUCUUGAGGGAGUUCCAUGAGGGAAUGAACUACAAAUACCGAGAUGAGCUGAAGCGUCAUUACAACCUGGGCCUGUACUACAUUGAGGUGGACGUCGGGGACUUGGCUAAUUUUGAUGAAGAACUUGCAGACAAGCUGCGCAAGGCACCAUCUGAACUUCUCCCACUGCUGGAGGCUGCGGCGACGGAGGUUGCGGAUGAGGUGACGCGUCCGCGGCCUGAGGGGGAGUCCGAGGUUCAGGACGUGCAGGUCAUGCUGAUGGACGACUCCAACCCUGCCACCAUCAGGGACCUCAAGUCGGAUCAGAUGGCGCGACUGGUGAAGAUCCCUGGGAUCAUGAUCGCUGCCUCAACGAUCCGCGCCAAGGCCACCCGGAUCACGAUCCAGUGCCGCAGCUGCCGCACAUUCGUCCCCAACAUCGCGGUGAAGCCCGGCCUGGAGGGGUACCAGCUGCCCCGAAAGUGCAACACGGACCAAGCGGGGCGCCCCAAGUGUCCGGUGGAUCCCUUCUUCAUCGUGCCGGAGAAGUGCACGUGUGUGGACUUCCAGACGCUGAAGCUGCAGGAGGCGCCGGAGGCCGUGCCGAACGGGGAAAUGCCGCGCCACCUGCAGCUGUACUGCGACAGGUACCUGUGCGACCGUGUGGUUCCAGGGAACAGGGUCACCAUCAUGGGGAUCUACGCUAUCAAGAAGUCAGCAGGAGUCGGCAAGAGAGGUGCCCGGGACAAGGUGGCGGUGGGCAUCCGUAACCCAUACCUGCGGGUGGUGGGAAUCCGUGUGGACAUGUCAGGCCCGGGGAGGAGCAGCGCGGGCGCUGUCACGCCCAUGGAGGAGGAAGAGUUCCGCCGAAUUGCCACGAAACCAGACAUCCACGAGAUCAUCGCCAAGAGCAUCGCUCCCUCCAUCUACGGGAGCCUCGACAUCAAGAAGGCAAUAUCUUGUCUACUGUUUGGAGGAUCCAGGAAGAGGCUCCCUGAUGGUCUGACAAGGAGAGGUGACAUCAACGUGCUCCUUCUGGGAGACCCCGGUACCGCCAAGAGCCAGCUCCUCAAGUUUGUGGAGAACGUCUCGCCGAUUGGGGUGUACACGUCAGGGAAGGGCAGCAGUGCGGCGGGUCUCACAGCUUCCGUCAUGAGGGACGCUGCUACUCGUAACUUUGUAAUGGAGGGUGGAGCCAUGGUGUUGGCUGAUGGAGGGGUGGUUUGCAUUGAUGAAUUUGAUAAGAUGAGGGAGGAUGACCGGGUUGCCAUCCAUGAAGCCAUGGAACAGCAGACAAUUUCCAUUGCCAAGGCCGGCAUCACGACUACGCUGAAUUCCCGCUGCGCUGUCUUGGCCGCGGCAAACUCAGUCUUCGGUCGCUGGGACGACACCAAAGGAGAGGAGAACAUUGACUUCAUGCCGACCAUCUUGUCCCGAUUCGACACCAUCUUCAUCGUUAAAGACGAGCACAGUGAACAGAAGGACAUGACCCUGGCCAAGCACGUCAUGAAUGUGCACAUGAACGCCCUGGCCUCCACGCAGCCCGCCUCCGAGGGAGAACUCGACGUCAACACACUCAAGAAGUACAUCGGCUACUGUCGCAGCAAGUGUGGGCCUCGCCUAUCGAAGGAAGCCGCGGAGAAGCUGAAGAACCGCUACGUGCUGAUGCGGAACGGAGCACGGGACCAUGAGCGCGAGUCUGAGAAGAGGAAUGCCAUCCCCAUCACUGUCAGGCAACUUGAGGCUAUCAUUCGCAUCUCGGAGGCACAGGCCAAGAUGCAGCUGUCUCCGUUUGCGACCGAGGUUCACGUGGACGAAGCGUUGCGCCUGUUCCAGGUCUCCACCCUGGACGCUGCCAUGUCAGGCGACCUGUCAGGCACUGAGGGAUUCACCACAACAGAAGACAUGGAGGAGCUCGGGCGCAUUGAGAAACAGCUGAAGCGGAGGUUCGCCAUCGGGUCACAGGUGUCCGAGCACGCCAUCAUCCAGGACUUCACCAGACAGAAAUACGCAGAGCGUGCUGUGCACAAGGUGCUGUCUCUGAUGAUUCGUCGUGGAGAGAUUCAGUACCGGAUGCAGAGGAAGAUGCUCUAUAGGAUCAAGUAACUGCCAAUCUCAACAUCGCAAGCACCCAAAUCCAACCCCCCAUCUCCAGUCAGCCAGUAGAAUAUUGUGAAAUCCUAUCACAUCUAUCAGAGUCUCGUACAGUUGGAUAGAUACACAGACCCCAUGUGGUCUGGAGCCGGGAAGAUAUAGCUACUUUGGGCAUUCCUCAGAGCCACGACACCACAGCACAAGCAACCAGCCAUCGCCUCCCUGUUUGUUUGUACAGUUCCAACACCGACAAAGUGAUAGUUCCAAAGCUCCAGUCCAUGCGUCCCAUUCCCAUCUGAACGGUAGUGGCACACACCGCGAAGGCCGAGCAGAUCCAAGGGCAUGUCUGUGCCGAAGCAACAGUCCUGUAAAGCCAUGUGCGGCAGUACCCGUGACACUCCAGUCUUUUAUAUCAGCCGCCGCGUGCCCUCGAAUAACGCAGAGCGAUGACCGUCAGAUGGAGGACAAUUCUGAUUUGUUGACUGUAAACAUCGGACGGGGUCGCCAUCAAAGAAAUCGGCGGCUCUCGUCUUUAUCUAAGACGAUGUUCUCUGACAGCUUUGCUCCCCUGCAGACUCACUAUACAUGCAAAUCCAGGUCCCCUGCAGGGGAGCCCAGCUGAGAGCAUUCCCUUGAUGUUCCCUAUUCCAAGAAAGAGGUCCCUCGCUUCACAGACUGUUGCUCCGGCCUAGCGUGCUGCUUGCUUUUGUUCUCCUUUCUCUAUCAAAUUUCUAGGGAGGCGAACUUUUUCUACAAUGAAGCUAUUAAGCGUGAAAGAGAAUUGUGUCAGAAUUUGUGAUCUAUUAUCCUUAGAUAAGUUUAGGAGAACAUUUUAUACAUAGGUUACCUUUGAUUCGAGUUAUAAAGAUGUAUAUAACGUUGACAGGCGGAGAAAGGGUCUCUGUUUUCCCGGUCACGACUGUGCAUAUUGGCCACCUUUUUAUGUGUCAGUCAUGCUACACAGUUGGGAGGGGAGAUAGCAGUGUUUCUGUGUGUUGAGAAAACAGAGGUACAGAGGAGCAUUAUUUAAGCAGCUACUUGUGGACGCCGUAAUCCUCCCUCUGGAAACACAUCCUCACAUUAAGAGUGCUAUUAUGCUUGUUGAUCUAUUAGCUUCCUGAAUGACUUGCUUUCUUUUCCGAUCUGCGGCAGGCUCUGCUCACUUGAUAAAUCGAUGAGCACACAAAGCUAGUGUUGUUUGCGUGGAAGGGGAGAAGGCUUUAAUUUCGGUGACAUGUCGGGGGUCGGGUUGCGCCUUUAUUACCUGAACACUGUGACAUCGUGUCUAUUGUGUGCCGACAGAGGCACAUAGUAGUACUAUAACUACCCUACGACUCACCUGUCGAAUCUAACCUGUCGGCUUUGCUGUUUUUUGUGUAAUAUUAUGAUAAUGAUUAAAAGAUGUACUGUGCAUUGUAUAA